Molecule: messenger RNA, 1262 nt
Organism: Homalodisca vitripennis (glassy-winged sharpshooter)
Lineage: Eukaryota; Metazoa; Arthropoda; Insecta; Hemiptera; Cicadellidae
Product: serine/arginine-rich splicing factor 4-like
Exons: 6
Coding region: 292-1218 (308 amino acids)
Source: RefSeq, a predicted model, not a curated record
AUAGAAUGGGAAAGUAUACAGUGAAUAUCGCGGCUAAAUUGUCUACGUCACAAACUUUAAAAAAGUAAUAUAACAUAAAUUAGUAUUUUAGGAUCAGACUAUGAGGCUGCAUGGGUUAUUCCAAAGUCUGUUUUGUUUAUACGAACUUGCAAAACAAACAAGAGAGAAAAAGUACUAACUAGGAGGUUAGGGAUAAACUGUAAACGCUAACGAUGAAUUGUAGUUAAAGUUUGUUUGGUUUGUGUUGUUUUUGUGUGGUAAGUGAAAUAUUCUAAGAAAUACCUGUGAGCAAUGAGUAGGUAUUCAAGUGAUUCUGAUUCUUAUGAAAGCAGCCGUAAAAGCAAACGAAGCAAAAAGGCAAGAUCCAUAUCUAGUAGCCGUUCAUCGUCUGUCAGCAAACACAGAAAAAAGUCUAAAAGUAAAAGAAAAAAAUCCCGAUAUUCUCGGUCCAGGAGCAAAGAAACAUAUAAAUCAAGAAGUUCACGUCAUAGUCGAAGGACCUCCCAUGAUAGCCGGUCACACAGCCAGAAGUCUUCACGAGAAUCAUCCAGAUCUCGAGAUAGAUACAGGAAACGGUCACAUUCUCGAUCCUCCUCCUAUACCAGGUCUCGCAGGAGGUCUCGGUCUUCGUCAUACAAAGGAAAGAGUAGAAAGUAUCGAUCAAAUUCGAGAUCACGCUCUUGGUCAAGAUCGAGUUCAAGAUCAAAACAUAGAUCAAGAAAACGAUCGAAAUCCAACAGUUUUGAUAGUUACCAGAGGAGGAGGUCUAGGUCUCGAGGUUCUUAUUCAAGGUCUCGUUCUAAAGAAAGAAACCUUAAAUAUUCUAGAUCUAGAUCAAAUUCAGUGGAAAGUAAUUCAAAUAAUAAAAAAUCUAAGAAGAAGAGUAAAAAUGAUAAUGAAUUGUCAUCGCCAAAAAAAAUUAUAUUUGACUUGGAAAAAGUAUUGGGAGAACAGACAAAUCGCGGAUCUCUGAUUGAGGAAAUCAACUCUACGACUUUUGUACAGAAGUCAUUUUCUUCAGCAACUAAACUGGACCCAACAGCUAUGAUGACAGUUCCACCCUCCAAACCUCGCACAACUAAAACCAAUGAAAAACCAGAAGUUCUUUUUCAUCCAAAUCUGAUGGUGGAAACCAGAGAAGAUAAAUUGAAUCGUUGGGUUAAAAAAUUGUAUCAGAUCAGGCAAAGAUCAAUAAACGGAACUCCAAUGGAGGUUUAAGUGCUGUAUUUUUCUGUUAAUAUACAUGGAGAGAUGUAUUUAUA